ACAUCCUGGUAGGUGUGGAAUUCUUGUUCCGUUGAAUCUAAUAAAAAGUGUAUCAUAUCAUUUUUAUGCUUCUAUUCUACAAUACCUGCCUUCAAUUCCCUCAUUCAUUCUAUAUUCUCUCUUUUUGGUUACCAAUCUCAGUCUCACUCAGUUGAAAACAAGCUCAGAUAGCCUCCCAGAGUUGCGAACCACGCUCAGAAGAAUACUGCUUAAUUUAUAUCAUGGCAAUGGUUGUUUUUCCUGGGGCAUUUCUUUCGUCUGCCUUUCAAGUGAUUCGUGAGAGGUUAGCUUCAACAGACUUCAAAAAAAGGCAGAUAACAAGAUUUGAAAACACACUGGAUUUGUUAUAUGAAGUGCUGGAUGACGCAGAGAUGAAGCAGUACCGAGUCCCACGAAUAAAGAGUUGGCUAGUUUCGCUCAAACAUUAUGUAUACGAAUUAGAUCAACUAUUGGAUGUGAUUGCGACUGACGCACAACAAAUGGGCAAGAUACAACGCAUUCUUUCAGGUUUUAUUAAUCAAUGUCAAUAUAGGAUGGAAGUAUUGUUGAUGGAGAUGCACCAACUUACACUUAAAAAGGAAUUAUUAGGACUUAAAGAUAUAACUAGCGGUCGUUAUCGAGUUAGAGUCAGUCAGAAAUUGUUAAGAAAAUUUAGAACUAAAUCUUUGAUAGAUGAAUCUGUCAUGAAUGGUAGAGAGCAUGAGAAAGAGGAAUUAAUUAAAUUUUUACUUUCUGACAUUCACAGUGACAACCUUGCACCCAUAAUUAGUAUAGUGGGUCUGAUGGGGAUGGGUAAGACAACUCUCGCCCAGCUUGUUUACAAUGACGACAUGAUCACGGAGCAUUUUGAACUUAAAGCUUGGGUGAAUGUUCCAGAAUCUUUUAAUCUUGUUAGUCCCACCGGAUUAAAUCUUAGCUCAUUUCAUAUUUCAACAGACAAUAGUGAAGACUUUGAAAUACUCCAACAUCAAUUUCUGCAGUUGCUAACGGGCAAGAAAUAUUUGCUUGUUCUAGAUGGUGUGUGCAAAAUAGACGAGAAUACGUGGGAGGAGUUACAAAUUCUUUUGAAAUGUGGAUCUUCAGGAAGUAAGAUGAUUGUGACAACACAUGACAAGGAAGUAGCAUCAAUCAUGAGAUCCACCCGGCUAAUACACUUAAAGCAAUUGGAGGAGAGUGAUUCUUGGAGUUUAUUUGUGAGAUAUGCUUUUCAAGGUAGGAAUGUAUUUGAAUAUCCAAAUCUUGAAUUGAUAGGCAAGAAAAUAGUAGAAAAGUGUGGGGGGUUGCCUUUAGCACUGAAAACAUUGGGGAAUCUCUUGCUAAAAAAAUUCUCUGAAUCUGAAUGGAUUAAGGUAUUGGAGACUGAUUUGUGGCGUUUACCCGAGGGUGAAAUCUACAUUAACUUGUUACUGAGAUUGAGUUACCUUAUCCUCCCUUCCAAUCUGAAGCGUUGUUUUGCUUAUUGUUCUAUAUUUCCCAAGGGCUAUGAGCUUGAGAAGGGUGAACUAAUUAAACUUUGGAUGGCAGAAGGUUUGUUGAAGUGUCACAAAAGAGACAAAAGCGAACAAGAGUUAGGUAAUGAAUUCUUCAAUCAUUUGGUGUCAAUAUCUUUUUUCCAACAAUCAGUAAUUAUGCCAUUAUGGGCUGACAAAUACUACUUCGUCAUGCAUGAUCUUGUCAAUGAUUUAGCGAAAUCAAUGGCAGGAAAACAGCCCUUUCUACUUGAGGAAUAUCACAAACCUCGGGCGCGCCACAUUUGGUGCUGCCUUGAUUUUGAAGAUGGUGAUAGAAAACUAGAGUAUCUUCAUAGAUGUAAUGGACUACGCAGUUUGAUAGUAGACGCACAGGGCUAUGGUCCCCACCGCUUUAAGAUAAGCACCGUUGUGCAACAUAAUUUGUUUUCAAGAGUAAAACUUUUGCGGAUGUUGUCCUUCUCUGGUUGCAACCUCUUACUGCUAGAUGAUGGGAUAAGAAAUUUAAAGCUUCUGCGCUAUCUGGACCUUUCGCACACUGAGAUUGCAAGCUUACCUAAUUCCAUUUGUAUGUUGUAUAAUUUACAGACACUCUUAUUGGAAGAAUGUUUCAAAUUGCUUGAACUUCCAACAGAUUUUUGCAAGCUCAUCAGUUUACGUCAUCUUAAUCUGACAGGCACUCAUAUUAAGAAGAUGCCAACAAAGAUAGAACGGUUAAACAAUCUUGAGAUGCUGACUGAUUUUGUUGUGGGAGAGCAGCGUGGAUUUGAUAUUAAAAUGUUGGGGAAACUCAACCAACUUCAUGGAAAGCUUCAAAUUUCAGGGUUGGAAAAUGUCAAUGAUCCUGCACAUGCUGUGGCAGCAAAUUUGGAAGAUAAAGAACAUUUAGAAGAUUUAAGUAUGUCAUACAAUGAAUGGAGAGAAAUGGAUGGAUCAGUAACUGAAGCACAAGCCUCUGUCUUGGAGGCUCUUCAACCAAAUAUAAACCUCACGAGUCUAACCAUCAAAGACUACAGAGGCGGUAGCUUUCCAAACUGGCUUGGGGAUCGUCAUUUACCAAAUUUAGUAUCUCUUGAAUUGUUGGGAUGUAAAAUCCAUUCCCAGUUGCCACCGCUUGGGCAGUUUCCCUCUCUCAAGAAGUGUUCCAUUUCAAGCUGUGAUGGAAUAGAAAUUAUUGGUACAGAGUUUCUCGGCUAUAAUUCAUCAGAUGUUCCAUUUAGAUCCCUUGAAACUUUGCGAUUUGAAAACAUGGCUGAAUGGAAGGAAUGGUUAUGUCUUGAAGGUUUCCCUUUGCUUCAAAAGCUUUGUAUAAAACAUUGUCCCAAGUUGAAAAGUGCCCUUCCUCAACACCUCCCUUCUUUGCAAAAAUUGGAGAUUAUUGAUUGCCAAGAGUUGGCGGCUUCAAUUCCCAAGGCUGCUAAUAUCACUGAGCUAGAACUAAAGAGAUGUGAUGACAUUUUGAUAAAUGAAUUGCCAUCUAAAUUGAAAAGAAUCAUCCUUUGUGGAACUCAGGUCAUUCAAUCAACCCUAGAGCAAAUUUUGUUGAACUGUGCCUUUCUUGAAGAGUUGGAAGUUGAAGACUUCUUUGGUCCAAAUCUAGAAUGGUCCUCUUUGGACAUGUGCAGCUGCAAUUCUCUUCGCACUCUAACUAUAACAAGUUGGCACUCUUCUUCCUUGCCUUUUCCACUGCACUUGUUCACCAAUCUUAAUUCUCUCAUGUUGUACGACUAUCCAUGGCUGGAGUCAUUUUCUGGGAGGCAGUUGCCUUCCAACCUAUGUAGCCUCCAAAUAAAAAAAUGUCCUAAGUUGAUGGCUUCGAGAGAGGAGUGGGGUUUGUUCCAACUCAAUUCUCUGAAACAAUUCAGUGUUGGUGAUGAUUUGGAAAUCUUGGAGUCCUUUCCGGAGGAGAGUCUGCUGCCAUCAACUAUGAAAUCUCUUGAGUUAACAAAUUGUUCCAACCUAAGAAUAAUAAACUACAAGGGUCUUCUCCACAUGACCUCACUUGAAUCUCUAUGUAUUGAAGACUGCCCUUGUCUUGACAGCUUGCCAGAGGAGGGUCUACCCAGUUCCCUUUCUACUUUGUCCAUUCAUGAUUGCCCAUUAAUUAAGCAGAAGUACCAAAAGGAGGAAGGAGAGCGUUGGCAUACAAUUAGUCACAUUCCUGAUGUGACAAUUUCCUGAUAGGCGGCUGAGAUGAGAUGUUAUUGUAGCCAGUGCACGGUGUUUGUGAUAUAUGUUGCAAUGCUCUUUCUGACCGCUUACAUGUGACCUGAAACCAUGCUCUUUUGUUGCCAUCCAUUCUCAUUCGUGACCAAAUGAAUGGCAUGACCACUGCUCUUACACACAACUAGAAGUAUGUAGCUGUUUAUUCCACUUCCACAAAGCUCAUGCAUGGUCCAAUUGUAGGCUCGUCAUUUGGAUGUGUAGACACUGCGACUUGUUGUGCUUGUAAUCUUCUCUUUGUGACUUUCAUGUGAACACCAUUAAUUGUCUGUUUUUCAAUAUGUGCCAACCCAUUGACCAGAAUAACUUGCAUCUACCAAUUAUAUGGUGUUGAUAUGAUCUUUAUCUGUGAUUUUCAGUUUUACAUUUUUAUUGUUAGAAAGAGCUGAUCAAAAUUAUUAUAAAAAAUUGAAUGUCAUGGCACUUUGUUAUCAGUGAAAUUUGGUGUUUUCUAAUCAUAGUCGGACCAUGUUUUAAGCAAAUUCUUUGUUAUCAAUGAAAUUUGGUUAUUUAGUUUCUA
Molecule: messenger RNA, 4212 nt
Organism: Medicago truncatula (barrel medic)
Lineage: Eukaryota; Viridiplantae; Streptophyta; Magnoliopsida; Fabales; Fabaceae
Product: disease resistance protein RGA2
Exons: 3
Coding region: 222-3650 (1142 amino acids)
Molecular function (GO): ADP binding; protein binding
Source: RefSeq, a predicted model, not a curated record